AUGCAUUCAAAUACUUGUAUAAUAUCAACAAUUCCUUUAAAUGAAGAAUUAAAUAAAAAUAAAUUAGUAGAACAACAACAAUCUUUAAUUGAUGAACAAUUUAAAGAUUGUGAUUCUCCACAAAGUGGAUCUGAUAAUUUUAGUUCCCCACCACCACCAAAUUCUUCAAUUUUUGGACGUCAAUAUCUCGGAACAUUAUUUAUUUCUUUACCAGACGGUAUAAUACUUGAAUAUCAACAAAACAACAAUAUUUCUUCUUCCUCAACUUCUUCUGAAGAAGAGAAUCAAUCCUCAGAAUUUUGUUUAAAAAUAGGGGAUUCUUUAUUUAAUUAUUUAUAUGGAAAGGGGGCACAAACAAUGUUGUUAAAUGCUUUUUGUGGACAUUCACGUAGAAGAAUGUAUGCUAGAAUUAAAUGGUUAGGGAGAAGAAGAGGGGAGAUAAUAAUAAUUUUAAUUUAA
Meloidogyne enterolobii is the source of this 459-nucleotide messenger RNA. NCBI's taxonomy places the organism in Eukaryota, Metazoa, Nematoda, Chromadorea, Rhabditida, Meloidogynidae. The record is from the annotation of a GenBank genome assembly.